Messenger RNA from Mus caroli (Ryukyu mouse), 1999 nucleotides. RefSeq names its product ankyrin repeat and sterile alpha motif domain containing 4B (gene Anks4b). Gene Ontology annotation, biological process: brush border assembly. NCBI's taxonomy places the organism in Eukaryota, Metazoa, Chordata, Mammalia, Rodentia, Muridae. Gene Ontology annotation, molecular function: protein binding. The record is from RefSeq and is a predicted model, not a curated record.
CCAGCUCUGCCUAGACAAAGACUCCUACCUGGCCAAGCUCUGGUGGGCAGAAAAAAUGUCUACCCGCUAUCACCAAGCAGCGAGUGACAGCUACCUGGAACUUCUGAAGGAGGCCACCAAGCGUGAUCUGAAUCUCUCAGAUGAGGAUGGCAUGACACCCACUCUCCUGGCAGCCUACCAUGGCAACCUCGAGGCCCUAGAAAUAAUCUGCAGUAGAGGUGGAGACCCUGAUAAGUGUGACAUCUGGGGGAACACUCCUCUACAUUAUGCAGCCUCCAAUGGCCACACUCACUGCAUCUCAUUUCUAGUCAAUUUUGGUGCCAACAUCUUUGCCCUGGAUAAUGACUUGAAGUCUCCACUGGAUGCUGCUGCCAGUAGGGAGCAGAAAGAAUGUGUUGCUCUCCUGGACAAGGCUGCCACUGUGCAGAACACCAUGAACCCCAAAAGAGUCACCAGACUGAAGGAACAGGCUCUGAAGAAUGCCAGGAAGCAGAUGAAAGAGUGCGAACGGCUUCAGGAGAGGCACCAAAACAAGAUGGCACGCACCUAUAGCAAGGAAGACUCAGGGACAAUUUCUUCUUCCCAUAGUACCUUGUCUAGGUCGUUUCUUUCAACUACUUCAGCUGGUAGAAUUGGGUCACUGUCCAAGGGCAUUAAAGAUACCUUCAAGAUAAAAUCUAAGAAGAACAAAGAUACAACAGAACAGCUAGGGAAGGAUGGCCGAAGUGGGCAGAGACCUGUGAUGGAAGUGUUCAGAGAGGAGGAAGAAGACUCAUUUCCAAAGGACUUCAAAGAGAAGCUCCAUUUCUCAGUAGAAGAAGAUGGUGAUGUACAACAUGAGUCUAUUCUCAACCGUCCGGGUCUAGGAAGUAUUGUUUUUAGUAGAAACAGAGUACUGGACUUUGAGGACAUCUCCGACAGCAAGAGGGAGUUGGGGUUUAAAAUGCCCAGUGAGCUAUUCCAAAGACAAGGGGCAGCAGGAACAGUAGAAGAAGAAGAGGAGGAGGAGAGAGAGGCAAACGGCACUGCAGGUGAUCUUCCUUGGGAUGAAGAAGAAGUAGAAUGGGAGGAAGAUGCAGUUGAUGCUACUCCAUUGGAAGUGUUCUUGCAGUCUCAGCACCUGGAGGAACUCCUUCCCAUUUUUAUGAGAGAACAGAUUGAUCUAGAGGCUCUGCUGCUUUGCUCUGAUGAAGACCUUCAGAAUAUCCACAUGCAGCUGGGCCCCAGGAAGAAAGUCCUUAGUGCCAUAGACAAAAGGAAGCAGGUGCUCCAACAGCCUGGGCAGUUGGUUGACACCAGCCUCUAAUGGAGGACAUUGAUUAACAGGGUAGCCUGAGCCUGGGGUUCAUGCUGAGUUCUCCUGGAACCACUCCAGGAUGAACCCUGUGCCUGGUCUCUGUCUAAUGACAAACCCCUGGGUGUAGGUGUUAGAGUUUUAGAGAGGACACUCCAAAUCAGAGGCUCAUACUCUGUAUCCAAGUAAACCACCAAUGAGAAAAGACCUUGAAAUGGGAAAAUGGUGUUUCUCUUCCAGGCUUUGAAUUCUGUGUAGACCAAAGGCUCUCACUAGUCUGAAGCCCAAAGCCCAACUUAAUGGAUCUAGUCAUUUAACAGAUGCUUACUAACUAUGGGGUUGGGUUUACAAUAUUCCUGGCUGAGAAUCGGGACGUGUAGCAGGUAGGGGGAUGGCAGACAGAAAAUGUGGACUGAAUUUCUAAAGUUCAUGGAUGGAAGCCCUAACCCCUAAGUGAAUGGUUUUGGAGAUAGUACUUUAAAGAUGUGAUUAAGGUUGAGUGAGGUUAUAAGGGCAGGCUCAUAAUCCAUAUGACUUAAAAGACAAGGAAGAGUGGGAAGGGUUUGUUCACACUCAAGAAAGGAGGACAGCAGGAAGGCAGCUGCCAUCCAGCCAAGGAGAGAGGCACUGAGAAAUCGAACCUGGAAACAGUUUGGGCUUUCAGCCUACUGAGAUGUGAAAAAUAAAUGUCUGUUGUUUGAGCCA